AUGGGCUGUCGAGACUUGGGCAUCUACCAGGACCCCCGAUACGUUCCCCAAGGUGAGCCGCAGUGGGACCGCCGAGGGUUGAAGCCAGUUCCCCCUCGCCAUAACGAGCACCACCCGGUGCCCCGUCCCACUCCGAACCCCGCUCCGGUUCCUGCUCCGGUUCCUGCCCCGGUUCAAGCAGUGCCCGAGAUGCCCGUGCCGGGCCCGAGACCACAUCCCCAUCCUCAGGCUGCCCCAAAGACAGCCAAAGCACAUCGACCACAUCAACUGAAUCUGGACGCUUGGAAGCGAGGAUACUGCGGAAAACGGCCCGUUGUGGUGCUGCCGCCCUGCGGCUACGGAAAUUGGAGCCGGCCAUAA
This is a messenger RNA of Cordyceps fumosorosea ARSEF 2679, 360 nucleotides long. RefSeq lists its product as hypothetical. The record is from RefSeq and is a predicted model, not a curated record. NCBI's taxonomy places the organism in Eukaryota, Fungi, Ascomycota, Sordariomycetes, Hypocreales, Cordycipitaceae. Bases 1 to 360 code for a protein of 119 amino acids. The transcript has a single exon.